AACUAUUGAAGAUAUAUAUUUAGAUACAAUCUCCGGAAUGCUAUCACAUCAGCCUCACACAGCUAAAACACAAACAAACCAUAACAGAAAUAGUUUAAGAAGUAAAAGAAGGGAGAAUUUACAGCCAUGCCCGUUUGCAAUUUUUGCCUAUG
Molecule: messenger RNA, 152 nt
Organism: Dentiscutata heterogama
Lineage: Eukaryota; Fungi; Glomeromycota; Glomeromycetes; Diversisporales; Gigasporaceae
Source: the annotation of a GenBank genome assembly